CUUAAUAACAGAAAAAUUGAGUACUUUUUCUUUUUUUUUGAAAGUUUUACACGCAAAUUUGAAAGAAACAAAGAAAUUAAUUCACCACUCGCACAAAUUGACAAACGGAUGGAUGGAUGGACGGACAGACGAUGUAAAAAUAAAAGAUUUGCAGAAAAUUCACCGCAAUGAAAGUUUUGAAACAUGCGCAUUUUGGCGAAUACCGACACAUUAACACACAUACUCAAACACACACUCACUUAUACACAACCAUCCAUCUAGAUAUACGUGAAUAUCUUUUCAUUUCAUACUCUAUAUACACAUUCAUUUUUGUGGAUCCUUAUAAUUUGCAACUAAACAACACCAAUUAAAAUUUUUAAAGAAUUUUUAAUAAUAUUUUCCUCCAACCAAGUGUACAAAAAAUUAUUAAAAUCGCACAAGUGAAAAAAUUUUGCUCACCCAUAAUUUUUGUGUUACAUAUCUAAAGUGAAAAAUCAAUUGAUACAUAUUUUUUCUAAACAAAAGAAGUUCUUUUUUACUACAACUACUACGUAUCCUAUUUCUAAAUAAUUUACUUUUUACAAGCAUCAAAUAAUUAAAACUAAAUACUACAAAACGAAUAAUAAUAAAAAAGUAAUAAUUAAAGCUUUAAAUAAAACCGAAUUAAUUUACACUACGAGUAGAAAUAGAAAAAAAUAAAACUGCGAACAAAAUACAUAAUAAAUAUAAUAUGUUUUAAACAAAAUCUACGCUUUUCUUUAUGAGUAUUCAAGAAAACGCAAUUAACAAACUAAAACAUAAAGUAUGUUGGAAUGUGGGUUAAUGGAUUAUUAUUUGUAAGAACAAAAAGAAGAAAAAAACAACAUCAACAACAACAACAAUUAAUUGUUAAGCUGAAAAUCUUCAAUAUAUAUUCUAUAAAUACAUUCUAUAUGUAAAAAUGAAAAAGUUUACCUUUAAAGGAGUUCUAGAUGGAUUUCGACAAACUGUUCAGCCCCAGGCCAUACGACAGGAGCAAGAAAUUCAGGAAUCUUUAAAAACUGAACAUUUUUCUGCUCGUAAGACUUUUCGUCAUGGUUUUCCUUAUUCUCCAACUGCUUUCGCAUUUGAUCCUGUUCAAAAAUUGUUAGCGAUUGGUGAUAAAAAUGGAAGUUUAAGAAUUUUGGGUCGGCCUGGGGUUGAUGCUCACGUUAAGCACGAAGGUGAAUCCGAAUGUCCUGUUAUUUUAGCGGAAUUCAUAGUCAAUGAUGGAAAAUUGGUGACUGUAACUGCUGAUGAUACAAUUCAUUUGUGGAAUCUACGCCAAAAAGUACCACUAGUUAUUCAAAGUUUAAAGUUUCAACGCGAAAGAGUUACUUGCAUACAUUUACCGGUGGCUAGCAAAUGGUUGUAUGUGGGUACAGAAAAGGGCAACAUUCAUGUGGUGAAUGUGGAAACAUUUGCUCUUAGCGGUUACGUUAUCAAUUGGAAUAAGGCAAUUGAAGUUGUUAGAGCUAGUCAUCCUGGUGCUGUGAUUGCAUUAUGUGAUAAUCCGUUAGAUGCAAAUAAGUUACUAAUUGCAUUCGAAUGUGGUCUGCUUGUGUUGUGGGACUUGAAAGGCAAGUUUGCUGAAAUGCGAUGGCAGUCGGCGGAGCCAGUGAAAUCAAUUGCUUGGCAUUAUGAAGGAAAAUAUUUUGUAUCCUCGCAUAAAGAUGGUUCCAUUUGUUCAUGGCCUACAAGGCCAACACCUAAACCUCAGUCAUUAGUAUUUCCUCAUGCCAAAACAUCGAAAGAUGGUACAUUGGAAAAAUGCAAUUCCAUUUAUAAAGUUGAUUUAAAAGCUUCUCAAUCUGGUGAAACAUUUACAAUAUUUUCGGGUGGGAUGCCAACGGAAAAAGGUGCAAAAUCCAACUGUAUUACUGUAAUGGUGGGUAAAACUACCACUGUUUUGGAAAUGGAGCACGCUGUUGUUGAUUUUAUAACUCUAUGUGAAAAUCCUUGGACAUCUGAAACCCAAGAGCCGUAUGCGAUAGCAGUGUUGCUGCAAUAUGAUUUAGUAUUAAUAGACUUACUUACACCCGGUUUUCCAUGUUUCGAAUCGCCUUAUCCUAUGGACUUACACGAAUCACCUGUUACAUGUUGCACUUACUUAACUGAUUGCCCCUCGGAUUUGGUUCCUGCGUUUUACUCUGUUGGUCGUACUACGACAUCUAAAAAAACUGGUUUCUCGGAAAGAGAAUGGCCGAUAUCGGGGGGAGAAUGGUCACCGGCGUCUUGUAGUUAUUCGGAAAUUGUUAUAACUGGCCAUCAGGAUGGUAGUUUGAAGUUUUGGGAUUCUGGUGCUGGCACAUUACAGAUUUUAUAUAAACUUAAGACGGCAAAAAUUUUUGAAAAAUCGAAAAAUUUACAAUCUGAAACCACUGGUAUGGAUCAUCCCCUGGCAAUUCAAUUAAUAUACCUCUGUUCCGAAUCAAGACGUUUAUGUGUGGCCGGUUCAAUGGGACAAGUUUUGCUAUUUAAAUUUCGCAAAGUCGAAUCCACUUCUGACGUUUUAGUUUUAGAAAUACCAAUACUCUUCGAAAACUACGAGGAUAUUUAUGGUACUAGUCCCGAAUGUGAUUUUAUUCCACAUCAAGUUCAAAAAACUGAAUCCAGUGAAUCGGAUAAGACGGAUAAUUUAUUGCGUGUUAAAGCAGGCGCACAGCGUAAACCGCCUGGGUUUCAGUCACAAUUGGUUUGUUUGACAACUGGACCAAAUCGUAGAAUCGUUCAAGUGACAUCUCUCUGUAUCAACUCAAAUUAUGGACUAAUGGCUUACGGUACCGAAUACGGACUUGUUAUAAUAGAUAUUAUACAAAAGGUGUGUUUGCUAAGCGUAGCAUGUCCCGAUCUGUAUGGUGCCCAUGAUCCUUACUCAAGAACACCAAAAAGUCCAAAACGUAUUGAAAACAAAGAUGAACAAAGUCGUUCGCCCAGUUCUGAUCAGCUCAACGACACCACAAGUCCAGAUAGUCCAUCAAUUGAGUAUAUAGCGGAGGCAAAUGAAACACUCUCAUCAAAUCAAAGUCACAGUCUGGACCAAUCGAAUUCAUCGCGACCAGUAUCGCCGGACAAUGAGAAGGGUGCUGUCGGUGGUAUAGGAACGAAAAGUCCUAUGCGUGAUGAAGUGUCUGUGCCACCCAAAGAACUACCGGAGAGACGAAUGUCCAUGUCAUGGAAGAAGAAUUUAAAGCGUCAAUUAUCAAAAGUCAAUAUGAAAAUAGGAAAAAAUAUGAACAAUGAAAGCGAUACGGCUCCAAAGAGCUCGUCCGUAUUUUAUACUCAAAAAGAAUGUUCUCCCGAAGAUGGUGAGCAAUCGCUGCCAAAAGAUCCUGUCGUGUUGGGCGUUGAAGUGCGCGAAAGUAUGACCGAAAGUAAUAUAGCUGAUGCAAUAGAUGCUCAGGCUGAAAGCGGUCUCUCCUCCGAGGAGAAAGAAACUUCUGUUACCCCAGAAUAUCUAUUCGAAACGGUACAACUAGCAUCGAAACGUGUUGAUUUUGCAAACGAUACAGCUAAUCAAAGCCCAAGACCAAACAAUUUACCACUCACGUCUACAGUUGCCGGUACAGAUACAGUAAAUCCAAAUGAUGCUGUACCGCCUAUCAGACCUCCGCGUCAAAAGUUUAAAGAAAAACGUGAUCAACGUCUACUCUCUGUACCAAAUAUAAAAUAUCAAAUGCGUGAUAUGCGCACUCGACCAAAUCGUAACGAUUCGUCGCCUUCGAUGGGCGUUGGUGCCGUCGGUGGUGUUGUUGGUGGUGGAGUUGUUGCGAAAAAGACGCACAAAGUGGAUGGAUCAUUUUCUAGAUCAAGAUCAUCAUCUAUGUCUAGUAUAGACAUGUCUUCCGCAGAAUCUGUUACAUGUUUAGCUUUCAUUGAAACCUUUGCUAAAAGAAGUGACAUAUUAUCACUGGUACCCACACUGUGGAUUGGUACUAGUUUUGGUUCAAUACUUACACUGGUGGUUAGCAUGCCCGAACGAGAAGUUCGUAAAUCACAACCGGUUUUAGUUACCAUAAAUGGAGGCCCUAUUUUACGUCUUAAAGGUUCAAUAACAUCCAUGUCAUUUUUGGAUGCUUUUGGCACAAUCAUACCCUUUUCGUAUGAACCAUGGCGAGACGAUAGUAGAGAUGCAAAAAAAGAUCGAACGCCCACAAAAAGUAGCAGUAGAACGAGUCCUACAUUUACACCAACAACUGCCAAUACAAUAUCAAAUACAACUGGUGGUAAUGUGAGUACUAGUGCUAGUAGCAGUGGUAUUAGUGGAAGUGUUAGCACUGGCCUCGAUACCAUAGCGGAUAGACAAUAUGUCAUCAUUGCAAGCGAAAAACAAACUAAAGUCUAUGACAUUGCAAAUCAAUGUUGUAUCAAUCGCAUUCAAUUAUCUGAAAUGGAUUAUGCAGUUAAAGCAGCAACUAUCACAAUGAAAGGUGGAACUUGCUUAGCAACCUAUCUUUCGAAUGGCCAUUUAAUGGUUCAUAGUCUUCCUAGUCUAAAGAUGUUAUUGGAUACAGAAUUCUUACCAAUUAUGAACUUAAGUUUUCAAACCAAAUGCAAACAGGGAAUUGUGGAUCCAAUGCUUUCCAUAUGGGGUCAACAAAUCAUUGUUCAUGAAGAUAUAACACAAAUAUCAAAAAUAUUUUGCUUUAGUAAUAAAGGUCAUGGUUUGUACAUGGCAUCACCCACCGAAAUACAAAAGUUUACAAUAUCGUCAGAGUUUUGUCAAUUUAUAUUAGAAAUGAUGGGGAACUUGUACACAGUUCAAGAGAUGCCAGAACAACCGAAGGAAAGCUUUUUUAAGGGUUUAUUUGGCGGAGGUGCUAAAAAUUUGGAUAGAGAAGAAUUAUUUGGAGAACAAAGUGGGAAAGCUAAUCGUUCUAUUGCUAAACACAUUCCGGGCCCUACUCUAGAUCAGUUAAAUCAAAGAGCUUCAACUGCAGCUUCUGAAAUAAGUCGCGCCCAUUUAUUGGCAAUGGAACGUGGUGAAAAAUUGAAUUUGCUAGAGGAGCGUGCCGAACGUAUGGCCAAUCAAGCUCAAGAUUUUAGUGGAACAGCGCAUAAUUUAAUGCUUAAAUACAAGGAUAAAAAGUGGUAUCAGUUGUAAAAUAUUUAUUAUAGGAGCCAAUUCUACUACCACAGUUAUUGUAAUAUUGCUUUUAUAACAACAAAAACC
This is a messenger RNA of Lucilia cuprina (Australian sheep blowfly), 5170 nucleotides long. It is a transcript of the gene Tomosyn, whose product is annotated as syntaxin-binding protein 5. The record is from RefSeq and is a predicted model, not a curated record. The coding region runs from base 920 to 5101 and encodes 1393 amino acids. The transcript is spliced from 25 exons. NCBI's taxonomy places the organism in Eukaryota, Metazoa, Arthropoda, Insecta, Diptera, Calliphoridae. Gene Ontology annotation, biological process: regulation of protein secretion; regulation of exocytosis. Gene Ontology annotation, cellular component: SNARE complex; plasma membrane; cytoplasm. Gene Ontology annotation, molecular function: GTPase activator activity; myosin II binding; syntaxin binding.